AUGAAGACAAGGUGGAUACUCUUCUUCGCGCUCAUCUUUCCCGUCUGGCAAUUCUGGAAUCGAUUGCCGUUACUGCUGGAGCUGGGAUCUUACUUCGGUUCCGGAUUCCUAGUGCUCCUGAUUAGUUUUGGUACGGCGAAAUUCCUGUCGGCGAAAUUCUUCAGGAAGCUAGUUGACGGAGACGGCAAGGCUGUCCUGAUAACGGGCUGCGACACAGGCUUCGGGAAUCUCCUCGCUCGGCGGCUAUCCCGCGAUGGAUUCCUAGUGUACGCCGGUUGCCUGAAUGCCUCAAGCGAAGAUGCCUGCGAACUGGCCAAGGAGCCUAACAUUCACGUCCUCCAGUUGGAUGUCACCAAGGAUCAGGAGGUUGACAGUGCCCUUGAUGCCGUGAAGAGCUCCUUAGGAGACAAAAAGCUGUGGGCUGUGGUGGCGAACGCUGGCGUAGCGAGUCAUGGCCUUCUCGAAUGGGCAAGCAUGCCGUAUAUCAAGAGAAUCUUUGACGUCAACGUUUUCGGUGUAGUCAGCGUUUCGAAGAAGUGCCUGCCACUUCUGAGGAAAUCCAAGGGCCGUCUCGUCAUUACAGGAAGUGUUCUCGACGUCGGUUCCAUGGAAAUGACUCGCAAGCAGUUGAGCAUUUUGCCUCGCGAGAACCUCGAUGACUUCAGCGAGAAAGAAAUCACCGACUGGAUGAAGGCUGCCACGAUGAUCGCCGAUCUCACGAGGCGCGACGACAUCAACGAAGUGGUCGACCAGAUGGUGCUCGCCGUCAGGGAGGCCGAACCGAAGCCCAACUACGCAGCCUGGGGCCUCUGGGAGCCCGUCUUCUACUUAGUCUGCCGGGAAGCACCGGCUGAGCUGGUUGACUUUCUACUCGUUGUGUUCCGCAAGGCAAACAGAGCCGGCUUGUUAGACGGAACUUGGAGGCUGGCCCGCCUAUGGACCUAG
This is a messenger RNA of Rhipicephalus sanguineus (brown dog tick), 945 nucleotides long. Its product is annotated as D-beta-hydroxybutyrate dehydrogenase, mitochondrial. The record is from RefSeq and is a predicted model, not a curated record. The coding region runs from base 1 to 945 and encodes 314 amino acids. NCBI's taxonomy places the organism in Eukaryota, Metazoa, Arthropoda, Arachnida, Ixodida, Ixodidae. The transcript is spliced from 4 exons.